This is a messenger RNA of Rotaria socialis, 167 nucleotides long. NCBI's taxonomy places the organism in Eukaryota, Metazoa, Rotifera, Eurotatoria, Philodinida, Philodinidae. The record is from the annotation of a GenBank genome assembly.
CCCAUGAGCUUGAUAUUAUUGAUCCACCACAGAGAGUACCAGUACCAAUGCGGAGUGAAACAGCCCAACCCCAUGUAGCUGAAGCUGCAUCUUGUCCACCAACAAUUCGAGUUACUGUUGCCGAAUUCUUUGAACAGCCACAUGAUACACUUGAAUUGCAUGAAUAA